This is a messenger RNA of Colletotrichum karsti, 8133 nucleotides long. RefSeq names its product beta-ketoacyl synthase. Gene Ontology annotation, molecular function: fatty acid synthase activity; serine-type peptidase activity; transferase activity, transferring alkyl or aryl (other than methyl) groups. The transcript is spliced from 6 exons. The coding region runs from base 1 to 8133 and encodes 2710 amino acids. Gene Ontology annotation, biological process: alkaloid metabolic process; secondary metabolite biosynthetic process; proteolysis. The record is from RefSeq and is a predicted model, not a curated record. NCBI's taxonomy places the organism in Eukaryota, Fungi, Ascomycota, Sordariomycetes, Glomerellales, Glomerellaceae.
AUGCAGUCUGUCUCUGUUUUUCAGAUGCCUUCGCGGGACUCGCUUCCCAAAGAACGGGGAAAGAUCAUAGCUAGUAGCGGAACAGUCACCCCAAAAUCAAAUGUGAAUCACAAACCGAGCCCACGAAAGUCCGUCUUGCAGUCAGUGUCAAAAUGGCUCCCGCCCAGAGAUGAGCACAGCGAUUACUGGUGGAACCUCGUUGGGCCCCAUUUCGCGACCCUUUUUCGCAACGCCGACUACACUCUCGAGGAUCAGUACGAGUACUUGCUCUUCGUUCACCACCAUGUCGUCCCCAGGCUGGGAAACUCCCCAAACCUAAGCGGACUCGGAACGGCGAGCGGAGAUAGUGGGCUGUCUCUCGACGGCACCCACAUCGAGUACAGCUGGAGAUGGAACGAGUCCAAUACCAAGCCCGAGAUCCGCAUGGUUAUGGAACCUUUUAGCAGAUUUGCAGGCACCUACAUGGAUCCUUUGAAUCUCAAGCCUGCUACCGAGAUGCUCUACGCCAUGAAGCCGCAAAUCCCGUCCCUCGACAUGAGCCUCUUCAACCACUUCAUCGGGAAGUUCUACGACGCCGCCCAGCACAAAUACCUGGACACCAAUGAACGAUCCAUCAUGACGAAUGUCUGCCUUGGCUUUGAAUUCUUGGGUCACGAGAUUCUCCCCAAGGCCUACUUCUUCCCGCGCAAGCUUGGUCAAGUUGGUCUUACCCCUAUGAAUAUUUGGGAAGAAGCAAUCUCAACAGCUGUCCCUGAGACUCGUACCUUCUCGAAGGUCUUUUCUUUCGUCAAGAACGACGCGCCAAAGCUUGGGUUGACCAUGACACCGCUCUGGCUUGGUAUCGAUGUUGUCAAGCCAGCAAAUGCGCGCAUCAAGUUCUACUGCGUCGAGGCACGCACAUCAUUCGAGAGCGUCCAGUCGAUUCUCACCAUGGGCGGUAUGAUCAAGAUCGACCCAGUCAUUCUCGACAACGCUUGGGAGCUUAUGAAAGCUGUGUGCAAUCUACCGGCGGACUUCCCUCGGAACAAAGACCUUCCCAGAGCUCCUAGGUACAAUGUUUCGACCGAUGGUGUUGACACUGAAGGCCUGUGGGGAACUUUUGCGUACUACUUCGAUAUUGGACUUGGUCGAGAGGAGUUGCCCGAUGUCAAGUUCUACAUUCCAGUUUGCCACUACGGAGCGGACGAUGAGGCCAUCGCUUCCGCAAUCACGAAUUGGAUGGAAAUCCAUGGUCGGGGUCAAUAUGUAGAUGCCUACUGGGACUCUUUACACCAGAUCGUCACACACAGGAAACUGAAGGAGUCACGGGGUGUGCACAUGUGGUUGUCUAUGAUGGCGUAUGUUUCGGCAGUCACUGACGAGAAUUGUAUCACAAUCUCGGGCUCACCUGACGACCUCCUGCGGUUGUCACGCGCACUCAUCGAAGCUGGGUUUAUCGUCCAGCAGGUUGGCGUUGAUGGCCGAUUCCAUCAUCACAGUUAUGCUGAGGACAUCGAAAGACUCGCCGACUUCAUCAGCCAGGCUCCGGAUCUUCGGUUUUCCUUUCCAAGAAAGCUGCUUGUUCCCGUCAGAUCUGCCACAAGUGGAAACAUCAUUGGCGGAGACCUUGUUCGACACAUGUUGGAGAACACUCUGCUCAAACCCGUCGAGUGGUACAAAACUCUCACGCUCGCUACAGCAUCCCUGAAUCCAGGGUACAAGUUCAUCGCAAUGGCAGGCAUCUCAACUUUCGCUGUUGUUGGUAUGGCAGGGAGGUUUCCCGGCGCCAACUCAGUCGACGAACUUUGGGAUCUGAUAUCGACUGGAGGCGUCACAGUCUCUCGUGCACCAGAAAGAGUUGGACUGGAUGAGCUACCAGAAGAUGUCUCGCAAGUCAAGUGGUGGGGCAACUUCCUCGAUGAGUAUGACGCAUUCGAUCACAAGUUCUUCAACAAGUCAGCCCGUGAGGCCACAGCCUGCGAUCCACAGCAAAGGAAGCUGCUCGAAGUCGUGUAUGAGGCCUUGGAAUCCUCAGGCCAGCUCAGCCCAGAGGCCUCCUCUGAUCCAUCCGACUACGGCUGUUACAUCGGAGCCGUGAUGAAUAACUACGCGAGCAAUCUCACCAGCCAUCCUCCCACCGCGUACGCUACCACAGGAACCGGGCGAUCGUAUCUCAGCGGCGCUGUCAGUCACCAUUUCGGCUGGACAGGCCCGGCAAUGACUAUCGACACAGCAUGCUCUUCUUCGCUCGUCGCCAUUCACACUGCUUGCCGCGCUAUAGCCUCGGGUGAGUGUAGUCGAGCUGUUGCUGGCGGUACGAACAUCAUCACGUGUCCGCAUGAUUACCGAGACUUGAAAGCUGCUGGUUUUCUAAGUCCUUCGGGUCAAUGUAAGCCCUUUGAUGCGAGCGCUGAUGGCUACUGCCGUGGCGAGGCGGUUGCUGUGGUCGUCUUGAAGUCGCUAUCCGCAGCGAUCGAAGAGCAUGACCACAUUCUUGGAGUCAUCGUCGGCUCGGCGACCAGCCAGAACCACAAAGAAGGGCCUAUCGUGGUGCCAAAUGCCAAGUCGCAAGCCAAUCUGCUGAGAAAGGUGAUGGAUCAUUCCAACAUCUCACCUGAGAAUGUAACGUAUGUCGAAGCACACGGGACUGGCACCAGUGUUGGCGAUCCCAUCGAAGUUAGCAGCCUUCGAGAAGCUUUCGGGAAGCCGUCCAGAGACUCAACACUCUACUUCUCAUCUAUCAAGGGGAAUAUCGGUCACGCGGAAGCUGCAUCUGGAGCCGCCGGGUUGAUCAAGGCGAUCCUGAUGUUGAAACACGGUCAGAUACCACCGCAAGCUAGUUAUCACUCGUUGAACCCCAGCAUUCCGGAGCUUGAGCCUGAUGGCUUGGCCAUUCCCGAACAUAUGACACCUUGGAGAUUAUCAGACCGUGUUGCUUGCGUCAACAACUAUGGUGCGGCAGGUAGCAACGCCGUCGUCAUGAUUCGCGAAGCACCUGUGUCUGAACUCGAUGUCUCGAUUCCGGCUAUGAAGUCUUCACCAUCUUCAAAGUGGCCCCUGAUUUUGACCGCGUCAACGGAAGCCUCUUUGACCACUUAUGCACAAAAGUUGCUCGAGUGGUUACGGAGAGAGAAACAGAUCACGCCUGAUAUCCACAUUUCAGACAUUCUUUUCAAUCUCUGUCAUCGAGCCAAUCACUCACUUGGCGACUCUGUUUCCACUUCUGUAUCCAGUAUUUCGGAUCUCGAGUCAACUCUCUCUGCGCUCGCUACCGGAAGUAGCGGCGUGACCACAACGCCCCUUCCCAAACCAGUCAUUUUGGUUUUCGGGGGCCAGGAGAGCCGGUUCGUUGGCCUUUCGGAGGCUGUUUACUGGUCAUCACACAUCUUUCGCCACCAUCUCGACAUCUGUCACGAUAUGCUCUUGGGCUUCGGCCUGGAAGGACUGUUUCCUGCUAUCUUUCAGCCUGCACCUAUAUCAAACCUCGUCAGUCUGCAUACGGCCUUGUUUGCUAUUCAGUACUCCUGCGCAAAGUCUUGGAUGGACUGCGGACUGAAGAUUGACGCAGUCAUUGGGCAUAGCUUUGGUCAGCUCUCCGCCCUGUGCAUUUCUGGUGCGCUGUCAUUGCGCGACGCGAUCAAGCUUGUCGCUGGCAGGGCAUCGAUCGUUAACAGGCACUGGGGUCAUGAGGCAGGCACCAUGCUUGCUUUGCAAGCCGACCGGGGUCAGAUUGCUGAGAUACUUGAUCAGGUCGAAGGUCUAGAGGUAGCAUGCUUCAAUGGGCCUAGAAGCCACGUCCUUGUUGGAUUCUCCGAAGCCAUUGAAAGGGUGGAAAAUCUUAUCACUGGGGAUACUCAGUCAUUCUCUUCCGUCCGUCAUCAAAGGCUAGAUGUCACGCACGGAUUCCACUCAAGAUUCUCAGAAUCCUCAUUACCUGCCCUCAGUGAACUUGCGGAAGGAUUACAGUGGAACAGUCCAAUGAUUCAUCUCGAGAUCUGCAGCGAAACGCGGACGGAAGAGGCUCCCGACAGCCGUCUUGUAGUUGAACACAUGAGACGUCCAGUUUACUUCCAGCAUGCUGUUGAGAGACUGAUGCGGAAAUAUCCACGAGCGACUUGGCUCGAAGCAGGACGGGGACUGUCCGCAACACAGCUUGUGCGGGCGUGUGCCGAGAAGCCAGAGAACCAUUCAUUCAUGGCUCCGCAACUCACUGCGCCGAAUGCACAAGACUCCCUCGUCGAUGUCACAGUCAGACUAUGGAAAGAAGGCCACAGCGUUCAGUACUGGCCGUUCCAUCGUAGUCAGCGGCGGCAAUAUCAGCACCUGAGUCCGCCUCCGUAUCAAUUCCAGAAGACUCGGCAUUGGCUUCCGUACAUCCGGGCCAAAGGUGGAGCAGAGAUUGCAACAAAUCCAAAGCCUGAACAGCCGAAAAGUGAUGAGUUCAUAACUCUCAUCAAAGGCAAUAGGUCGACUGAGGCAUGCUUUCGAGUUUCGGCCACGAGUGAUCGCUUCCAGGCUCUGAUCACCGGUCACGUCAUGUGUGGCCAUGCCGUCAUGCCGGCUUCUGCAUACAUAGAGAUCGCCUCGAGAGCCGUCCUCUUACUGCAGGAAGAUCCGAAUGCUGCGAGAUGGGUUCCGAUAGUUGAGGAUCUGACGAUGAAGGCUCCAGUAGCGUUGGUUCUCGGUCAAGAUCCCCCCAAGAUCACAAUGACUCUGCAAAGUCUCGGAACAUUACGGCCAGCCUGGUCUUUCACUAUGAAGGUUGAACUGUCUUCUGGUAAUAGUCAACUGUCGAGCGAGGCCCAGGACACCACGACUGGAACCGUCCUUCUGCAUGAGAAGAAUGAUCGAAGGGCAGGGCAAGAAUUUGGUCGUUUUGACGGCUUAAUCGGAGACCAUCGCUGGGAGCAGCUCAUGAACCACCCCGACGCGGAAGCAAUGCACGGGAAGCACAUUUACCGGGCCUUCAACCAGAUCGUGCAAUACUCGGAUUCGUUCCGUGGCAUCAAGGCCAUCGCUAGCCUAGGCAAUGAAGCCGCCGGUCAGGUCAAGAUAACAACUUCCAGCGGCGACCCGCCUGAUCAGCGUCUGACGAACGCCCCGAUGAUCGACAGCUUCAUGCAGUUUGGGGGGUUCUUGGUCAACUACUUCAACGAGGCAGUGUCUCCAGACGACCUCCUCGUCUGUCAUCACAUCCAGCGCCUGCAAUUCGGACCCUCGUUUUCUCCGGACAGCGAAGAUUGGCUCGUCUUCGCCAACAAAUCCGCCAUCGACCAAGACAACAUCUCAGUCGACGUGUACGUAUCCGGGGCGAAGAGCAGAAAGACGGUUCUCGUUGCGCUUGGAAUGGAGUUCACGAGGAUGUCUCGUUCUUCCCUCACGCGAUUGCUGAGUGGAAGUACCAAGGGGUCUGAGUUUCAGCACGCAGAAAAGACCCACGAAACGGGUCAGAGAAUACGAACGGAGACAAUCCCAGCAGGUAGCCACAAGCCCGAGAGCAAAUGUCAUGAUGUUCUUCGGAUUGCUGCUAGCAUUGCCGAUGUUCCUGAGGAGAAGCUCUCCGGCGAGGAGUGUCUCCCUGAUAUUGGGGUUGACUCUCUGGGGUCUACCGAGAUGAUCAGCGACAUCGCGUCUGCAUUGAAUGUGACGAUUGAUCUGUCGACGUUCCUGCUCUUUCCCGACAUCAACGCGAUCAUUCAUCACGUCGAUACUCAACUUGGCCUCGACUCAGCUAACGAACACACUCCCGAUCCUUCCUCGGCCGGAGACUCACCAAAUCAGGGAAAGAGUUCAGCUCAGACGAAUGGAUCGGUGUCAACUUCCACUAAAGAUGCACUCCCGAACACAAAUAUCGGCCCUUUCAAGUCAGAAGGCUCCGAUCUGCCCGUCAUCAACUCCAUUUCCAAGUCCUUUGACGACGUCAGGCUCAGUUUCGAUCAGCUAGGAGCAGCAACGCAAGCGUUGGGAUACUGGUCCGACAUGCACCCCGACGAUGUCCGCCUAGUCCUCGCGUACGUCACCGAAGCCUUCACAAAUCUAGGCUGCGACCUAAGAGUUUUGGAACCCGGUAUGACCGUCCCCAACGUCACAGGCGUCUUGUCUCGACACACACAGCUCGUCCAACGCCUGUACCAAUUCCUGGAAGACGAAGGCAUCAUCGAGCAUUUGGCAAAUGGUGCCUUCACAAGGAGUGACAAGGACAUAGAAGCUACUCAUGGAGAGCAGAUAUUCCACGAAAUCAUCGGUAAACAUCCAUCCAACGUCCCGAUCCGUCAUCUCCUGCACGCCGUCGGACCACAUCUUGCGUCCUGCCUUGUCGGAGAGCAAGACGCCCUCCAAGUCCUCUUCGGAAACCGCGCGAACAAAAAAUGGCUGGAUGACCUCUACAGAGACUGGCCGAUGCUCGUGACCGCCACACAGCUCCUCGGCAAAUUCUUAUGCCGGGCCUUCAAAGACAGCACCGGGUCCGGGCCCUUCCGCAUCCUAGAGGUCGGAGCGGGAACAGGAGGAACCACACGCCACAUCGUCGACAUGCUCACGAAACACGGUAUCCCGUUCGCGUACCAUUUCACCGACUUAUCGGCAUCCCUCGUCCAGAAAGCCAAAACUUCUUUUGCCGAUGUCACGGGUAUGAGUUUCGGCGUGCUGGACAUCGAACAAGAUCCCGCACCUGAGUUGACCGAGGCGUUCCACGUCAUCAUAUCGACAAACUGCAUCCACGCCACCCGCAACAUAACCAGCAGCCUCUCGAAUCUGCGCACGAUGCUCCGCGAGGACGGCGCUCUCGCGUUGAUCGAGAUGACACCCACGCGUCAGCUGUACGUCUUUGACAUCAUCGUCGGGCUGCUCGAGGGUUGGUGGCUUUUCGACGACGGCCGGACGCAUGCCCUGGCUGACGCGGAGAGCUGGGGGCGCGCCUUCGCCGAUGCCGGGUUUCCGGAGGUGCGGUGGUCUGAUGGGGAGUCGCUUGAGGCCCGGACUGUUCGCGUGAUUUGUGGGUUCCGGAAGUUGGGGGCUCCGUCGCGGGGACGGGAGGUGGUGAAGGAUGCCGGUGCUGUCAACGGUGUGAGAGUACAAGAGUUGGUUUAUAAGACUGUGGGUUCCCGAGAGAUCUAUGCGGAUGUUUAUUGCCCCUUGACGGCGAAUCCUGCGAAGAAGAUGCCAAUAGCUUUGAUGAUACACGGCGGAAGCCACAUCAUCUUUUCCCGGAAAGACAUUCGCCCUCCACAGACGCGUAUCAUGCUGGAUAUGGGUCUACUUCCAGUCAGUCUGGAUCACCGCCUCUGUCCAGAGACUCGGCUGGCUGAAGGGCCGGUGGUCGAUGUCUGCGACGCACUCGAAUGGGCCAGAACGAAGCUUCCAUACACCAACCUGAUCAAUCCCGAUGUCAGGCCUGAUCCGGACAACAUCGUCGUCGUGGGGUGGUCCUCGGGAGGCCAGUUGGCCCUGUCGACCGGAUGGACGGCGCCGGAAAGGGGACUCAAGCCUCCGAACGCCAUCCUGGGGUUCUACUGCCCGACUGAUUACGAAGAUGACUGGUGGCAGAAUCCCAUCCAGCCCAUCGGGGCAGAGGACCAAGGCGAAGAGUACGACGUCUUGGCCGCAGUUCAAGAUAGUCCCGUGAGCCACACCUCCAUGAGCGCGAUACCUAUUCAUAAUCCUGACCGCAUCCAGAUAACCAACUACACCACCAUCGGCGCCUGGGAACCCCUCUCCGACCCACGCAUCCGCACCGACCCGCGCGCCCGCAUCGUCCUCCACAUGAACUGGAAAGCCCAAUCCCUCCCGGUCAUCAUCGGCGGCCUCCCCAGCCGACGCCAAGCAGCCUCCUCCUCCUUCUCCGACUGGAACACUCUCCCGCAGCCCCCGAUCGAAGACGUCCGGCGGUGCAGCCCCCUGGCCCAGGUCAGGAGCGGGACGUACAAGACGCCGACGUUCCUGGUCCACGGGACGGCGGACGACCUGAUCCCGUGGCAGCAGUCCGCGCGCACGGCCGCGGAGAUGGAGGCGCGGGGCGUGGAGGCUCGCUUGGUGCUGGUGGAGGGGGCGCCGCAUGUUUGCGACGCGAGCCGUGAUGGGGAGUCCGAGGGGUGGCGGGCGGUGAGGGAGGCGUAUCGGUGGCUUGGGGAGUAUGCUUUCUCGAGGGCUGGGUAG